Anolis carolinensis (green anole) is the source of this 2240-nucleotide messenger RNA. RefSeq names its product zinc finger protein 24-like. NCBI's taxonomy places the organism in Eukaryota, Metazoa, Chordata, Lepidosauria, Squamata, Anolidae. The record is from RefSeq and is a predicted model, not a curated record. Bases 1395 to 1988 code for a protein of 197 amino acids. The transcript has 3 exons.
CUCGCCCUUGGGCCGUGAAGGGUCCUUCCAGAAAUGGGCCAAUGGGGAUCGGCCUGGUCUCUCCGCGUCACCAGUCUCCGGGCAGCCUCGCCCUGGCCUUCCCGCCCGCGGGUCAUGUGACGGGCUGAGUGACCGUUGGGAAGGCCGAGGCCUGAGCCGGGAGCGAGGGGGGAGGGGCGGGGAGGGGCGGGGCCUGCCUUCUUCCUUCCUUCCUUCCUUCCUUCCUUCCUUCCUUCCUUCCUUCCUUCCUUCCUUCUCUCCGAGCCCGAGCCUGCGGCCUCGUCCUCCGCCUCGUCAGUCCUGGUGAGUCUCGUGGCCAGGCCUCCUCCCGAGGGCCCAAGAGGAGCCAAGGCCCAAGGGAGGGAGGGAGGGAGGGAGGGAGGGAGGGAGGGGAGGCCGAGGAGGGCCCGGGCCUGGCCCACUCCCAGGCGGGCCUUCCUCUCUCGUUCUCUCCCUGGGAACACAGGCCACCACCGCUCUCUCUCUCUCUCUCUCUCUCUCUCUCAGCCAGGCCUGGGCAAGCUCCGGGCCUCCCUCCGGGGCGGGGUUUUGGACUCCAACUCCCAGAAGGCCUCCCCUCAGGCCCCGCAGGCCUCACCUUCACCUCCACCUCAAGACUGCGGAGAGAGAGAGAGAGAGAGAGAGAGAGAGAGAGAGAGAGAGAGAGAGAGAGAGAGAGAGAGAGAGAGAGAGAGAGAGAGAGAGAGAGAGCAAGGGACUGGGGAAGGGAGGUCAACAGACCAAGAGAAGGAAGGAAGGAAGGAAGGAAGGGCGCUCGGAAAGGGAGGGGCCCCCAGGGAUCAGCUGGCAUGGACAUUCACAACAGAGGGACAUGCAGACAAAGGGAGAACAACAACAACAACAACAACAACAACAAGAUUUGUAUCCUGCCACCAUCUCCCCCAGAGGGGACUCGGCGUGGCUCACAGAAAGAUCCCAUACAAAACAGGAACAAUAUACAAGACAGCAAUCAACAAGAAGCCCUGCUUGACUCUCAAGCCAAAAGUGGGUGGUAGAAAUCACAUGGUACAAAAGCUGACUGGCACAACCUGGGGAUCCCAACCAGGCCCUGGAAAGACAGGCGCUUGGCUCCUCUGCUGCUGAAUUCACAGGCCCAGUGGGGAAGACAUCUCACCACGUUCAAACAGUGGACGUGGCUCUUCAUGAGACAUGCCGCACCCUCACAGGAUGUCUGCGCCCCACACCACUGGAGAAAUGAUACUGUUGAGUCCCUCUGGGGAGAGAGGGCAGUCUAGAAAUGAAAUGAGGAAAUGUGAUUUUUGGCUGAGAAUUUCGGAGUAGAGCCUGUGGAGGGAUUUCCUUCCCUUGAAAGAAAGAAGAGGAAGGAAAAGCAUCUUGGAUACUGUUGGGUUCUUCACCAGAGUGGUUCCAACAUGGAGAGACCCAACUCACGUGGACCUGAAGCAGGACCUGGGGGCAGUGGGGAAUCCUGGGAAAGAACCAGACAUGAGUCCCUGAGUGUGGACCUUGACAGCUCGGACACACAGCGCCAGCGCUUCAGGCAGUCCUCCUACCAAGAGGGUGAAGGACCCAGAGGGGUUUGCAGUCGUCUCCACGAUCUGUGCCGCCAGUGGCUGAAGCCAGAGCAGCACACCAAGGCCGAGGUGCUGGACCUGGUGACCCUGGAGCAGUUUCUGAGCAUCCUGCCCCCAGAGAUGGGGAGCUGGGUCCGAGAGUGUGGGGCAGAGACCUGUUCCCAGGCGGUGGCCCUGGCGGAAGGCUUCCUCCUGAGUCGGGCCGAGGACAAGGAGCAGGAAGGACAGGCCCAUAACAAUAACUCCAUGGAAGUCCCUGCACCAGAGGAAUCUCCACCAGACACCACCCAGAGUCUCAGGCAGAAGGAGCUGAAGCGGGAAGGAGACGGGGCUGCCGCCUUGCAGGGUGAGAAGGAACUCUUCUGGGAGUUUUGGGGUUUUGUGCCAGUGGAAAUCCCGCUUUGGGGGGAUGAUUGUACACCCACAGUUUGAGCUUCAGAAGGUGAACAUGCCGGAUCAUUUGGCCUUGAGAUGGGUAUAUAUCUUAAACUCAUGUCCUUUGUGUGAUGUUUUAUGGACUUAAUAUGUAUUUUAUAGAAAGGCAGUUUUAAUGUAGAUCUUUUAUAGUUAUAUAUAUAUCUUUGUUGAAUUUUGACAAUGUUUGUGUUUUUAAAAUUAUGUUGUAACCUCCCUCGAACUGCAAGGAGAGGCGAGUAAGAAAUAAAAUUAUUAUUAUUAUUAUCA